AUGACGUCGAACAGUAUCCAAGACAUUCUGGCCGACACCUUGAGCUCAGAUGCAAACAGGCGAAUGUCAGCUGAGCUGAACCUUUCUGAAGUUCUUCAGCACCAAGGCUCGUCCGAAAAUGUGGAUGUGUCCAUCCGACAGAUAAUCGUCCUAAGAAAGUACGUGACCGAGCGAUGGUCACCGUAUUUUCCGUCGUUCAAGGGAAACUCUCCGUCCGUAGAGGUAAAAUGUCAAAUCCGCCACGCAGUUUUUCAGGGACUCUCAGACCCAAAUCGCAAAAUAAGAUCACUAAGUGCAAGUGGUGAUAGCAUACAUAGAGCGGCCCGUACACUGUCGUCAAUUGCCAGUUGUGACUGGCCAGAUGAAUACCCCGAUCUCCUGAGUUCUCUAAUUCAGCUUAUCUCUUCUAAUUCUCCGGAUGCUGUCCAUGGAUCCAUGCAAGUGCUCACUGAAUUCAUAAAAUCUGACCUAACAGAAGAUCAAAUAUUGCCCGUUCUCCGCCAACUCCUGCCAGUGCUUUUGGCGAUUCUUGGCGCCCCAGAACAACAUAUGCCCCUGACCCGAGCGCGAGCGGUCUCUGUCUUCCGCCAAUGUGUUACUGCCCUUUACAUGGUCAAAGGUCAGCAUCCCGAGGCGGUGAAGGAAGCUACCUCAAUCCAUUCUGCCCUGCUUUUAAAUCUCGAUCCUGCUCAAGAACUUUCUAACCAGGAGAAUUGGGACGGGCUGUUUGUGGAAAUUUACUGGAACUCGGGCUUGCUCACGAAAGGUGGCGUGUUGCAGACUCUUGGCACGAUCCAUACUUCGUUCCAGCGCGCAAUGGUCGCUUACCUACCAGAUUACCUGAAUGCUGCGCUCCACCAUCUGCAAGUAAUAUACGUCACUUAUAACCGCUGUUAUAUCACCGCGUCAGAAAAUGCCCCUGGAUCAUCGGAAGACGAAGCCGUAGAACUUCCGCACCUGAUUUGCCCGAUAUUUGAUUUCCUUUCAAAUGAGGAGAUGUGGGCGGCAAAUGCAAAUGCUUUCGUUGCACAGGAAGAAGACGAAAUUCAGACGUAUGGCGUCCGACCUGCUGGCUUCGAAUUGCUUUACACCCUGUUGGAUCGCUCGGCAGCGCAAGUGUGCACUAUUUUGCAAGAGCAGCUUCAGCGAACCAUCACGAAUUCCCACCUCGCCCGUGAUGGCGAGGCAAUUGACUGGUGGAAAGCUUUAGAAGCUGCACUCGCAGUCAUUGGGUCCCAUGCCGAAGACAUACUAGAAUGCAUCGAUGACGAGGUUGAAUCAGGUCGUACAAAACCUAUAGAUAUUGAAGACCUCCUUGCAAACCUUAUCCCAUCCAUCCUUACCCAAACUCGCAAUGUUCCAUCAGAAUUCCCAUUCUUGCAAGGCAGAGCCUUCGUCUUUGCUAGCCAGUUUGCCAAACUUUUGCCGUUGCAAAUAGCCGGUCAGUACCUGGAGGCAGCAACACAGGUCCUGGAAUCGAAUGUUGCCGGAAUCCCCGUUAAAGUAUCCGCUGUCAAAGCAAUCCACAAUUUCUGUGAAGGCGCAGAAGAUUCUGCUGUAAGACCGUUCGCACCGCGGAUAACCCAAGACCUUGGGCCAUUCCUUCUCGUCACCACGGAAGAUACGCUAUCUCUUGUCCUCGAAGCGAUGUCGGUAGUUUUGGACGUUGACAAGGGCUCAUGGCUAUCCCAGGAUCUUGCCAAUUCGCUUGUCAUCGCUGUACUAGAAGUUUGGGCCAAAAAUAAUAAAGACCCUAUUUUCCUCUCGAUCUUCACAGAGAUAUUGGAAUCCCUCGCUGCUUCUCGUGCUAACGGGGUGUACGAGACCGUGGUUAAACAGGCUUUGCCCACACUGUGUACUGCGAUUGCAAACGCUAAGCCCGAUGAACCUUGGAUUGCCGGAUCAGCUAUCGACCUGGUUUCUAGUCUCGUCCGCGGAGGGCCGGAGGGUGGACUCGGGGAGGGCUUCUUUGCCCACCUUGCACCUAGUCUGUUCAAUUGCCUGGAACAUGCAGAAGACCGGGAUGUGUUACAGGACUGUUCGCAAAUCCUCUCUUGGUCCGACUCCAAUUCUCAGCCUGGAUUGGAUCACAUACUCAAGCUCGUUGCGAAGCUCCUGCAAAAUGAAGACGAAUCUGGUGGCCUAGUAAUUGGUGAUCUUAUCACCCACCUCCUGCGUCGUGUUGGAGAGUCGGUCCUUCCAGUGCUCCCCGAACUCCUGCGCGCAAUGGCCCAAAGAAUGUUGACCGCAAAGACUGCUACAUUCUUGCAAAGCCUCGUCAUUCCCUUCGCUUUCUUGGUCUGCAAUCAAGCUGAUACAUUAAUCUCUCUCUUGGAAUCGACGCGGGUGCAAGACAGAAGCGCACUCGACAUAGUUAUCCACACGUGGUGCGAGAACGCGGAGACUUUCCAGGGCUUCUGGCCUACGCGCAUCAGUACCAUUGCACUUUCCCGGCUGUAUGCGUCUGCUCGACCUAGCCUUCGGAGCCUGAAGGUCAAGGGAGACAUCAUCGUCAAACCUGAAACUAAGAAUGUGAUCAUGACCCGGUCGAAGACCAAGACAAUCCCCCAUGAGUUCACGUCAAUACCGUUCCCAGUCAAGGUACUUAAACUGCUUGUGCGUGAACUACGCUCCGAUGGCGAACCAGCCACCAUUCCUGGUGAAGGCUUUGAGGUUGACUCGGACGACGGGGACGAAGAAUGGACAGAAGAAGAGCAGCAGCAUCAAGGUUUCAAAGAAGACGAGUUUGCAUUUCUAUCGGAGAUGCUCGGCCCUAGAGGUGCCAACUUUGAUAAUGACGAUAUUCUGUACGAAAGUGACGAUGAGGAUCUCAAGAACGAUCCCGUAUCCCAGAUCAAUAUGAAGGAACACUUGAUAGGAUUUUUCAAGGAAUGUGCGGCGAUGAAUACCAAUAACUUUGCAGCGAACGUCGACCAGUUGUCUGCAGAGGAAAUUUUGGUUAUCCAGCAAGUCGUAGGGAAGUAG
Messenger RNA from Pisolithus orientalis, 2985 nucleotides. RefSeq names its product armadillo-type protein. The coding region runs from base 1 to 2985 and encodes 994 amino acids. Lineage: Eukaryota; Fungi; Basidiomycota; Agaricomycetes; Boletales; Pisolithaceae. Gene Ontology annotation, cellular component: nuclear envelope; cytosol. The record is from RefSeq and is a predicted model, not a curated record. Gene Ontology annotation, biological process: protein import into nucleus. The transcript is spliced from 19 exons.